AUGUUCCGCUCAUCCCGCGCCGCUCGCCCUCCCCCGCUGGAGCUCGACGCUUUCCAGGGCAUGUCCCGCGACUCGCUCGACUCACCACUCUUCUCCCCAUCAAAGAGAGUCGGGACAAGCUCCACCGCCGCCACAAGCCCCCAGUCCAUCUCCUCCCCCCAGCGCAGGACCUCCUUCGGCUUCAUCAAGUCCUCGCCCACCGUCAACGUCCACACCACCUGCGGCCGCCACACCGACCAGCUGCUCUUCGGGGGUCCCUCCCUGUCCGGCCUCGCACGCACCUUUUUGUGGAAGAAGAAGCAGAGGCGGGUUUCGAGCAACUGA
This is a messenger RNA of Trichoderma citrinoviride, 324 nucleotides long. RefSeq lists its product as hypothetical. The transcript is spliced from 2 exons. The record is from RefSeq and is a predicted model, not a curated record. Bases 1 to 324 code for a protein of 107 amino acids. NCBI's taxonomy places the organism in Eukaryota, Fungi, Ascomycota, Sordariomycetes, Hypocreales, Hypocreaceae.